This is a messenger RNA of Mugil cephalus (flathead mullet), 3164 nucleotides long. It is a transcript of the gene soul3, whose product is annotated as heme-binding protein soul3. The coding region runs from base 382 to 1227 and encodes 281 amino acids. The transcript has 5 exons. The record is from RefSeq and is a predicted model, not a curated record. NCBI's taxonomy places the organism in Eukaryota, Metazoa, Chordata, Actinopteri, Mugiliformes, Mugilidae.
UAAACAACGCUUUAACCUCCGGCUACUAGCAGACGAGCGUCACCCCACUGUGCACCAGCGAGGACGGCUUUUUCUUUGCUUUUAGCGAAUUUAAAGUAAAAAAACCACCAUGUCAGACGUAACGCAACGACGGCAAACAUGGCAAAAUGCGUCGUGUGGAGCGUAGUAGCGGCUGGUUUGCCGACCAGAUCCUAAUCCGGAGUAGUCAAGCACCGUAGCAGGAAAAAAAAAAAAAAAAAAAAAAAAGCGACUCGGACUUUAUUUUUAUUUUCAACAAAAAAAAAACGUAAAAUUUAGCGACGGUGCAUACACGUUUUUUAGCCUUUUAACUGGUUUGGGCAACCGUUUGAAGUAUUUUAUUAGCUAGAAUUGAGAAGCGAAAUGGACCGGGGUGGCUGCCAGAUGAGUGGCGGCGGAGGUGGAAGCGGCGGCGGCGGCGGAGGAGGUGGUGGGAGCCCGGACCGACACGGGAUGAUCACCCUGGAGGACCUGGAGUCCUUCUCGGAGGACCAGUUAUCAGACUCCGGCAACGGCAGCCUGGAAGAGGAAGGGGAAACCAUGGAGGAAGACGAAGAUCGACUGCUGCAUUACUGGCAGGAGGUAGCCAGGGGACACCAAGUGGAAGUUUCGCAAGAUAUGGCAGAACCCAUUCAACAGCUAACCAGCAACAACCAAGGACGCAGUCACAGAGAACACGUUCCUUUUACUCUCCUUGCACGCAAAGAGAAGUGUGGGGAGCUGCUAUAUGAGAAACGCCAAUAUGAGAAGGGCAACUGGGCUUGUAUAACAAUGCGUGAGGACACUUACGAACAGAGCAUCUGCUACGGUUUUAUGAGGAUAAUGAGAUACAUCUGCCAGCAGAACUCCUUAGGCGACUACCUAGGCAUGACGCUACCUAUCGUGACAGUGGUGCGCACAGACGAGAAUCAUUCUGUCAUCUCCCAUGAUGUCACCGUGGCGUACUACCUUCCUGUUGAGCAUCAGGCCCAGCCACCGCAAGCUGAAGACAAUGAGAUUUUCAUCGAGGUCUGGCCUGCCACUACAGUAUACACAAGAGGCUUUAGCGGCCCCACCAACGAAGUGACCAUCAUCGAUCAGAUCAACGCCUUGGCUGAGCUGCUCGACUCCCCAGACGUGUGUUUCAACGACUCCUUCAUCGUGGCCGGCUACACCAACCCCGCUCACAGCAACCGCCAGAACGAGAUCUGGUUCCUGGAGCGAAACUGAGGGACAGCUGGAUCACACAGAAUCCUACCUUCAACCCUUGAGCCUCACACAGACUCCCUCCUUCAACACUGCCCCGGCUCAGCUACAGCCUCAGGUGCAACAUCAUCUGUAAUCACCACCGAUACCUGAAACAACCACCAGCCUAGCACACUCCAGAACCAUUGAGUUUUAAUUUAAAAGAAAAAAAAAGCACAGCCCUUACUCUAAUUUCAGUGAUUUUUUUUUUAACUUACGUUUUAGAUAGAGCUUCAUUUCACCUGCAAGAACUGAACUUCUCCUUUGAAUACAGAUGCUUUACAGAUAGCUCUCAUCUCCCGCUUUUGACGUGAAGUCUUGAAGUCCUCUCCCGAGCACAGUGUCCUCACAGUCAGAUGAAGUGGUUUUAAGUCUGCGCACUCUGUGAAGAACACAGUCUCCUGUCCUUUCAGAGGAGGGACGUGCAGCCUUAUUGUGCUCCCUUCUUCUUUGUUGCACAGCCACAAUGUCCGUCAUUAAUCUAGCUUGCCGAGGUGAUUUCAACUCUGUCGCUGUUCAUCUAUUAUUUCUUUAUCCCUGGAGUGCACAAUUCGCUGCAGGUUACACGUCUAUAUGAUGCCAGUCACACUGCAUAUUGUGUUUCAACAAUAAGUGCAAUAUUUAUUAGAUAAACCACGAUCGACGAGCCGGUUCCUGGGCUGCUAACCUAACCCAGUGGAAGGGGUGCGUUCACUUGCUGGUGUCGCGAGUUAGGAAGAGGAUCUGAAGCGCGUACCACUGCCCGACCGAUCAGGAACUAGUGGCUUUAAGCAUAAAUAAGCUCAACACACCAAUAUUCAGACACCCUAUGAACGUAACGCAUUCAUGUGCACGAAUGUAAUGCAGCAGGUAGACGGUGUAAACAAAUGUCACAAAACCAAAUGCUGAAAACUCACAGAUUUUACUGCUGAAUGACAAUCAUACAGUACUACAUAUAUAUAUACACAGAUAUCUUUUUUCUUGGACAACAAUGCAAAGUUAUGCAUUCCUCAUGUUCAGAGUAUUGUUGACACACAGGAGUCGUCGCCUACGUACCUCUUUGACAUGUUCUUUGUACUUGCUACUCCGUGUCAGUUAGCGUUCACAAAUGUAUUGCAAAUACUACUGCUGCUGAGUAGAGACGGUGCAACCAAGAAGAGAAGUAGAGCACAUAUAUAAUAUCUCUACUGUGAUUAUAUUAUUUUAAGGUAAAAAUAGAAUUGUUUUAGAUAUCUUAAUGUUCUGUCACAGAUUAAAACGAGUCUAUAAAGUGUGCAUCUUCACUGUAUUUCAAAACGUAACAGUGUCAUGCAGCAAAAAAAAAAACAAAGUGUCCAGCUACACCUGGAGUGAUGUAGACAUGUUUAUGCCCUGAAAGUGUACGUUUACUGCUUGGGUGCCAGUGAAAUAAAAACUGGAAGUGAACUAGCCAAAUCAUCACUGUGUGAGGAUUUUUUUACCAGGACAGUAUCUGGGAAACGUUUAGGUAGAUGCUUGUUGAAGCCUAUCAAUGAAAGUUCAAUUACAAAGUUUGCUUCAUCUUCUUGACUCUUCAAAAGACAAGUAAAAAUUGACAGCUACGAAAGUUAGUAUUGGGUAAGGAGGGCCGUCCAGUCUUAAAGUCAAGUAGUGUUAUUGACACCAAAUCCAAAGAGUUUAUUUAGCAUUAAAUGAUUGUAGCGUUCACAUCAUACUCUACGAAAACCCUUGCAAAGCCAUGAUACAUGUAGGUUUGUUUUCCUUUAAAGAGCCUGGUUAUAUGGGAACAUCAAGUGUGUGGAUUUAAUUAGUUCUCCUUUCUUUUUUGCUUGAUUUCUUUAUUUUAUUUUUUUCAGUGUUUUGCAAAAGUGUGAUGUACUGUGAAAAUUUAAGUGCAAAAAAAAGAAAGAAAAACGAGCUACUGUGGUUUUCUUUGUUAAAUAAAAAAAAAAUAUGUGCUUGUC